UGUCAGGGGCCUGACUUCCUGGGACCCUGGGUGAUGGGUUCCCCUGGGAGCCCCUCUUUGGCCAGUGGCAAUGGGCAGGUUGGAGAAGGCCACCUCUUAGGUGGCUUCCAGCGCCCACACUCAGUUCUGCUUUAUUACUGUCUAAAGUCCACGCCAGGCCCCAGCCCCUCUUCCUGGAAGCUCCUUCUCAGCCAAACCUGCCUGUGUCCUCCCACUGACCCUUAAAGCCCCCAUCAGGGACCACAGGCAUCAGCCUCCACCUGCCUGUCCAGUCUUGCUACCUCCCCAUACUCAGGUGAGUCAGGGCCAUCUGGGCUGCCUCUGGUUGGAGGGACCCCCACUGAGGGCCUGGGGGCCCAUCCCCACCAGGCCCACCUUCAAACAACGCCCAGGGCAAGCCUCUCAGGAAAACCACAAGGCUUUCGUGCUUUUGACGACUUCAUUAUAAUUUUAUCAAUCAAAUUCUUAGAAGAGGGAAAAAAAUCUGCCCUCCCCACUCUCCUCCCUCACUUGUCCCACCCCCCUUCACUCUCACUUUCUUCCAUUCAUAAUUUCCUAUGAUGCACCUCAAACAACUUCCUGGACCGGGGAUCCCGGCUAAAUAUAGCUGUUUCUCUGUCUUACAACACAGGCUCCAGUAUAUAAAUCAGGCAAAUUCCCCAUCUGAGCAUGAACCUCUGAAAACAGCCGGCAUCUCAGGUCUCCUCCAAGGCCCUCUGCAGUUCAGUCCAUAAUGAAGGUCUUGGCAGCAGGUAAAUCCACCCGGCCCGCGCCGGCUUCCGCGUCCCCGCGUCGGGCGCGGCGGAGCUUGGGGCGCUGGGCGAGCACCCGCGGGCCGCCUCCCGCCGCAGACGCUCGGACACUUGGGGCGCCCGCGCAGCCCGCCAGGCCCGCCGGAGGCGCUGGGAGGCGACACAUGGUCCGGGCUCCGCGCGCCCAGCCCUCCGGGCGGCAGGUUGGCGCUGAGCACGGCCCGGACAGCCUCCCUCCUCGCCCCACCGUCCUCCUGCGCUGCUCUUGUCUGUCUGCUUUCUCCAGGAUUCACUCUCCCUCUUCUUUUUCUUUCUUUCUUUCCGCUUUCUCUUUUCCAACUGCGUCCCGGGCUGCUCCCUGGGAGGGGCGCGGGCGGCCGAGCAGCUUGCAAACUCCGGCUCGGGACGGGAGCAGGUGCUGCCUCCAGCUGCUAGCGCCUGGGAAGCGUGAGGUCUGCGCUAGGAGUCAUGCCCCUGCUGCUGGUUCUGCACUGGAAACAUGGGGCAGGAAGCCCCCUUCCCAUCACCCCUGUCAACGCCACCUGUGCCACACGCCACCCAUGUCCCAGCAACGUCAUGAGCCAGAUCAGGAACCAACUGGCACAGCUCAACAGCAGCGCCAAUGCCCUCUUUAUUCUCUAUUACACAGCCCAGGGGGAACCAUUCCCCAACAACCUGGACAAACUUUGUGCUCCCAAUGUGACGGACUUCCCACCUUUCCACGCCAAUGGCACAGAGAAGGUCAAGCUGGUGGAGCUGUACCGCAUCAUUGCCUACCUUGGCGCUGCCUUGGGCAACAUCACUCACGACCAGAAGCUCCUGAACCCCAAUGCGCUCAGCCUUCAUAGCAAGCUCAGUGUCACUGCAGAUGUUAUGCGGGGGCUCCUCAGCAACGUGCACUGCCGUCUGUGCAACAAGUACCAUGUGGCACAUGUGGACGUGACCUACGGCCCUGACACUUCAGACAAGGAUGUCUUCCAGAAGAAGAAGCUGGGAUGUCAGCUCUUGGGGAAGUACAAGCAGGUCAUUGGUGUAGUGACUCAGGCCUUCUAGACAGGAACUCUUGAAGUGCGUCGCAGACUGAGGGAUCUCCGGAGCAGGAUCCAGAUUGGGGGAUUCUCAAAAUGUGGCUGGGGCCCAGGACAUCAUUUAUGCCAAAUGGGGGCUGCUGGCAGGCCCCAAGGGGUUCCUAGCAUGUCAGAGCCGCUAUACAGCACUGACCCGAAGAGGAGCCCUUCCGGUAACCAGGGUGUCACACUGGGGAGGGAAGUGUAGGCAGCGUUUCUGCUCCCACUUGUCCCCUCAGCCCUUGCUCAAACCGCACAAGUUAUCUAUAGCAGCCCUGAUCAUAGGGCAAGUCAGUGAGGGUCAGGGGCUCGCCGGCUCCCAGUGGAAUGACUGCCGUUUGUGCCUUUGCUUUUCCUAGACUUUGGAAAGCCUAGAUGGGAUGUGGGCAGGCCAGAGAGGCAGGGGUCCAGAAGAACUCCUUGUCCCUUAGAAAUUUAGUGGGUAGAAGAUAGAGAAGGGGUGGGAUGCUGUGUUCUUUUGAACAUGAUCAGAAAGCUUAGGCCCAGGUAUUGUUGGGUAGACUGUCAUUGGUGUUGAGGCUCUCAAGGAGGCAGGGAGGCCACCUUCAAGCCUAGGAAGGCAGAUGCUAGAAGGAAGAGAGGCCCUGAAGCCUUGUUCCUCUUCCUCUUCUCUGCACUCUUUUCCUACAGCCUGGCAUGGCCAGGAUCUGGUAGCUGGAUCUGGAAUAGGGUACACGGAGGUGGGUAGGGGCAAGUUGCAGAGACAAAUAAGGAACUUAGAGGGGACCCAGAAUUUUCCUCUUGGGGACAGAAGGGUACAGGUGGCUCUGAAUAGCAGCUCAUGUUGGAGGCCUGUGGAGGCCCUGUGAAGUCACACAAAGGUACUUGAGGGGGACCAGAGACUUUCUUGGGUCCCUAGAGCAAGGGGUCACAGAACUUGAGGUCAGGGUCUCAGAGAAGCCUGAGAUCCAAGAGUGCUGUGUGUCUGGCCCAGCACAAUUAUCUAUUUAUUAUGAUGUCCUAUUUAUGUUAACUUAUUGGUGCUUUAAAUGGUAAAGUUAAUCCCUUCCCCUGCUCCCUACCUAGCAGGGAACCAGAGCUGAACCUCUUUGCAGGGCCUGGUCUAUUACAGGUGGAAUUAGCCUUAUGGAUGAAGCUCAGAGAAGGGUCAGGGUUGGAGAGAUCUGGCUAGCGUCCCUGUUCCCCUCCCUCUGAGUUUGCUUUGGAGGUGUCAGGAAUAGGCAGCAGGGGCUGGACCAGUUUGUAUGUGAGGGCUUUGUUUUCUUCCAGGCUUUAGGACACUCUUUCCCACUGUGCUCUCCAGCACCCCUAGAAUUGUGCUGUGUUGUUACCAUUCACUAUGCAAAUGAAUGGCACUGGGCAGUGGGCAAGGUUGCUCCCUUGUCUUCCCCAGUGAAGGGUCUUUGUCACAUAAUGGGAAUGAGCCUGACCCAACACCUGGCAUACUCUUGCAUGGUGGGGAGGCUCCUUGGGUGGCUUGAACACUCACCGAGCAAGUGCACAGGAUGUUGGGGCAGUGUAUGGACUGAGCAGCUGCUCCGGUGCUCUGGAGCAGGGAAAGUGAGACCUGAGAUGCUUGGGACACAGACCAGGAAGCUGUGGUUCCUGCCACCCCGCCUCCUUCCCAUUCCCACCCAUGUCUGGGUUCUCGGGCAUGGAACUCGAUCUGCUCUCUUCCUAUAUGUUGGGGCCAGGUGAGCAGAGAAACACUCUUGGGCCUGGGAGCAAGAGAGGAAGAGAGGCAGCCAAGCUGGGGCAGCUGCUGAGAGCAGCAUUCUGGCUGCUUCUCAAGCCCUGAGCAGGCAGCAGCCCAGCCACAAAAUCACGGUACUGAUGAUUGUACUUCACACUCACUUUGCACCUUUCUCUCUUAUUCUCUAAGCACUUUACCGGGAUGGCAGGUGGGCACCAGUGGGCCGCCUGAGGUCUGGGACAGGGAGGUUAGGAGUGUAUCCCAAUGGUGUGACUAAGAUGUGGCAUGUGUAGCAGAGGAGGCCACAGCAGUUGUGCCUCUUCCAGUGUAGUUUCCAUUUGGCUCACAUCCUUGUCCAGGAUCACAGUCUUGCCACCCUCCUAUUUCCCUGCUCCUUUGGGCAUGUCUUGGGAAUGGCUGCAUUUUCCAAGCUGAGCAGCCAUCAUCCCAUCUCCCGUGGACAUGGAUUCCCUGGGCUGGAUUCCCUGGCAGCCUUGGAGGGCUCAGGAACCAAACAGAAUCUCCUCCUCCCUGCCUGCACAACCCCUGGCUCCCUGACACUCUGCCCAGCCUGGACUCUGCCUGAAGGACUCAAUCCUCAGUGUUCUUUCUAGAUCUAAUUCCAGCAGGUCAACGCCCACUUUGCACACUAUCAUUGAAUUAUGGAGCCUUUGUGUGAACAGCUUUGGGGGGGAGUAAAUUGUACAUUUCCAUGUUUUUGCCUACUGGUAUUGACCCCCUCCUGGCAUGAUGGGCUAGAGGACGAAGGACAGGUUUUCUGCAGAGGAAGGGGUAGACAGUCAUUUUCAUUUUGCAGUUUAUCAAGAAAGAAGUAUGGGGGCCCUUAUUUAUUAUUUAAAAAUUUAAACCACAAAAGCACUGCUAGUUUACCGGUCUCUCCUCAUCUUCCGUAUCCCUAACUCUGAUUAAAUCAGUCCAGCCCUGAUUUGCUGAGUCUCCAGAGCAGACUUAGCCGGUGGGGCUGGAGCCUCAGAAUCCAUUGAGGCAGCAAGUUCCUCUCAGACAGUACAGAUUAAUCUCUAGCCCCCACACCCAGCCCAGCUACCUGGGCUGCAUCUUCCAUUCUCACUGCUAGCUCAGUGGGCCCACAUGGGGCCUCAGAUGUUUCCCUCCUUCCUUUCUACUGGAAAGGACUUGGCCUUGGGUGAUAAAUUCCUCUUUGAUGAAUGUACCCUAUGGGAAUGUUUCAUAAAGACAGAUUAUUUUAAUUUAUUCAAUGUCAUAUUUAAAAUAUUUAUUUUUUAUACUGAAGGAAUACUUUUUUUAAGAAAAAAGAGAAAUUAAUAAAGAAUCUGCUCUUGGCAAGUA
Molecule: messenger RNA, 4823 nt
Organism: Cavia porcellus (domestic guinea pig)
Lineage: Eukaryota; Metazoa; Chordata; Mammalia; Rodentia; Caviidae
Gene: Lif
Product: LIF interleukin 6 family cytokine
Exons: 3
Coding region: 1221-1805 (194 amino acids)
Biological process (GO): immune response; leukemia inhibitory factor signaling pathway; regulation of cell differentiation
Cellular component (GO): extracellular region
Molecular function (GO): growth factor activity; leukemia inhibitory factor receptor binding; cytokine activity
Source: RefSeq, a predicted model, not a curated record